Messenger RNA from Echinococcus granulosus, 429 nucleotides. RefSeq lists its product as hypothetical. Lineage: Eukaryota; Metazoa; Platyhelminthes; Cestoda; Cyclophyllidea; Taeniidae. The record is from RefSeq and is a predicted model, not a curated record. The transcript is spliced from 4 exons. The coding region runs from base 1 to 429 and encodes 142 amino acids.
AUGACUGCUCAGGCUACUGUCAUCUGCGUUCCUUCGAACAAGUUUAUGGCGACAAAGAAGCAUAAUUUCGACAAUGAGGCGUACUUAACUGUUAUUCUUCCAUGCUAUUUGAUAAGAAGUUGGCUUAAAACUUUAACAACUUUUUAUUUAAAGUAUUACCGAAAUGGCGUAAAAAUGGAAGAUAAGCGGUGCAAAUUGCAUCUGCUAGAGAAAAGAGGUAAUGCUGUGGAUCACACAAAACUGGCAAAGAUUAACUUUUCAACUUCAAUAAAUUCACGUUUUAAGUUUGUUUUUGGUUGUAAAAAGGUAGUAAAAGAGAGAAGGAAGACUCCACUGCUAAUAGGCAUUUAUUACUUGCCAAAUAAUAUAUGGAGGAGUUUCCCUUCACCAAAAAAUGGUUUUUGUUUAAAGGUUUUUUUACAAGGCUAG